UGGUGAAAUUUUUUUGGUGUAUUAUUUUUAUCCUGAAUUUCACCUUCAUUUCAUCUAGUGACGUGUGAUGUGACGUGUCCAUUCAUCGACGGCAGAAGCAAGCAAGCAAGCAAUCCGUGGGAAGAAAAGAAUUUCAGUUCCACAGAGUUCCUUCCAGAGACAGCAGCAGCAGCAAGGCAAAAUGUCGACCGCAAAAAUUCAUCCAUCGGCUUCCGCACUAUCUACAACUAUCAAACACCUCACCGGCACCCUCCAAUUUUCUCGCACCUGCACCUUUCCCCCCAACGGUUUGGCCCAUUCGAGGCGCACUACACAUGCACUCAGAAUCAGGAGGAGCCUCACUGUGUCUUCUUCCUCUGUCUCCGACCCUCUCGAAGUCUGCGUCAAAGCCUCUCUCACUACCCCCAACAGGCUCGGUGACUGCCCCUUCACGCAAAGGGUUUUGCUGACACUGGAGGAGAAGCAUCUCCCAUAUGACUUGAAGUUGGUUGAUUUUUCUAAAAAGCCAGAAUGGUUCUUAAAAGUAAGUCCUGAGGGUAAAGUUCCAGUGAUAAAGAUUGAUGAGAAGUGGAUUGCUGAUUCAGAUGUCAUCACCCAAGCACUAGAAGAAAAAUUCCCUAAUCCACCGUUGGGAACACCACCUGAGAAAGCUUCAGUUGGAUCAAAGAUCUUCUCCACCUUCAUUGGUUUCCUUAAAAGCAAAGACCCCAAUGAUGGAACCGAGCAAGCAUUACUCAGUGAGCUGGUUGCUUUCAAUGAUUAUCUCAAAGAAAAUGGACCUUUUGUGGAUGGGAAAAGAGUAUCUGCUGCGGACUUGUCCCUUGGACCAAAGCUGUAUCAUUUAGAGAUUUCACUGGGGCAUUAUAAAAACUGGUCAGUUCCAGAUUCACUUCCCUGUGUGAAGUCCUACAUGAAGGAACUGGAUACGGGGAGAAUGAUUGGCAGUGGUAAAGCACAUGAGGGCCUGUAUGUUUUGGAUGCUGAAUCUUCCUCCUCUAGACAAGCUCUUCAAACUAUCGGCAUGCCUGGCCUCUCACUUUUACAUCAGUGGCAUAUGCGUUUAGGGCAUCCCCCCAUUUUUGUUUUAGACAAACUUCUCCCUAGUUUAGUGAAGCAUUGUGAUAGGAAUAAUUUUCAUUGUGAUGCCUGUGAGUUAGCCAAGCAUAAACAUUCUUGUUAUCCUCUAAUUAAUAAAAGAAGUUUAUUUCCCUUUAUGGUUAUUCAUUCUGAUGUAUGGGGUCCCUCUCGUGUUAUGUCUGUGUCUGACUGUUGUUGGUUUAUCACUUUUAUUGAUUGUUAUUCCCGUGUCACUUGGAUUUACAUGCUUCGUACCAAGAGUGAAGUUUUCUCUUGUUUUAAAACAUUCCAUAAGAUGGUCCAUACUCAGUUUGCCACUCUCAUUACAGUCCUUCGGAGUGACAAUGGCACUGAAUAUAUUGAUGGUGACUUUUGUGCGUAUCUCGAAGAACAUGGCAUCUUUUAUCAAACCAAUUGUAUUGGUAUUUCUGAAUAGAAUAGUGUUGCUGAA
Camellia sinensis is the source of this 1528-nucleotide messenger RNA. The record is from RefSeq and is a predicted model, not a curated record. NCBI's taxonomy places the organism in Eukaryota, Viridiplantae, Streptophyta, Magnoliopsida, Ericales, Theaceae.